ACCAAAUAGACAUUUCUCACUCUCCGACCUCUCAAGGAACUGGCUAUAAAGAAAGAAAUAUUAACCAAAAAUUAAAAAACAACGAUAAUACUUAGUAAGGGUUUCUAGUGAUUAAAAUAAAAUUGUGCAAAAAAUAUGGCCAAUAUUGCUAUUUCAAGAAUAAAGCGUGAGUUUCAAGAAGUUGUCAAAAGCGAAGAGGGAUUAAAAUGUGCUAUUAAUGUUGAAUUGGUGGGUGAUAGUUUUUCUAAAUUAAGAGGUGAUCUUGCAGGGCCACCAGACACACCUUAUGAAGGUGGUCGAUAUGUUGUUGAUAUUUCUGUUCCUGAGACAUAUCCAUUUAAUCCUCCAAAGGUGAAAUUUUUGACUAAAAUUUGGCAUCCUAAUAUAAGUUCUGUUACUGGUGCUAUAUGUCUUGAUGUAUUAAAGGAUCAAUGGGCUGCAGCAAUGACACUUCGGACUGUUCUUCUGUCAAUUCAGAUGUUGUUAGCAUCACCUGAACCAGAUGAUCCACAGGAUGCUGUUGUUGCUAGACAGUGUAAAGAGAAUCCAGAAAUAUUUAGAAGAACAGCAAGACAUUGGGCUCAGGCUUAUGCUAAUGCUCCAGGUAACAUAUAUGAUUGUGAACAAAAGAUCAGAAAUUUGCAAGAAAUGGGAUUUGAUGAGAAUAAAAGUCGAGUGGCACUUUCUACACAUAAUUGGAAUGUGGAGAGAGCAGUGGAAUCUGUAUUUAAUAGUUAGUGUUAUUUAGAAAGCUAAGAAAGGUAUCAAGAAAAUGUAUUGAUACACUAAAUUUGUUUACUAGGACAAGUACAAAAUUUCUAAUAAACAAUAAAAGCUGACCCUAAACAUAGACCAGUAAAACAAGGAUGAAAAAGCUUAAGAACUCCGUGAAGUUCCGAAUAGUAGAGACCUUGUGCAACAUUGCAUAAGAGUUGGCAAGAUUGUAUGGUACAUUGCCAACCUUGUUUAUUUUUUUUAAGUCACAAUAAGUUAAAAAACGUAUUACAGAAUAUAUAGGGUCUAGAAAUACCUUAAAAUUUUGACAACCACUGAACCACGUUAGGUUUAUAUUUGGAAGUUCACGGUAUACUAUAGUAUUGUACAUCAGAUAAACCUUUUGCUUAUUUGGUUUAUAAUAUAUAAGGUCAACAGUUUUUUUGUAAAUAAAGCAUCAAUAUUUUGAAUGGUAGUUUUUGAAUUUCUAAUACAUUAUAAUACAUCACCGUGGAAAAGCGUGGUACCCAUACAGUGGUGGAUCCAGCGCUAGUGCACUAAGUUGCAUUAGAAAACAAAGUGGUUAUUUUUAGCAGGUUCCUUGUGUUAUGCAAAUUAGUACACUAGUACUGGUUCCACCCUGGUGCCAUUUAGGUGGUAAUUGUAAUAAUUGUAAUUGUAAUAAUUUUAAGUUUGGUCAAUUUGGUUAACCCGUUUGAAUCAAUAUUUUCACAGCAUGUUUCUAUGCUCAAUGUUUAACUUUUGUGUUUAUCGUUUCAUUGCUGUAUCAAACAUUCUUUCGGAUGGCUGUUGCGUUCACCAGACCCAACACCUUUUCUGUUGUGUUUGGUGAACGAAAUGGUCUCUAACCCCUUCCCCCUUCCCACAAAC
Messenger RNA from Dendronephthya gigantea, 1605 nucleotides. Its product is annotated as ubiquitin-conjugating enzyme E2-22 kDa-like. Gene Ontology annotation, biological process: protein polyubiquitination; proteasome-mediated ubiquitin-dependent protein catabolic process. Bases 136 to 738 code for a protein of 200 amino acids. The record is from RefSeq and is a predicted model, not a curated record. Gene Ontology annotation, molecular function: protein binding; ubiquitin conjugating enzyme activity. Lineage: Eukaryota; Metazoa; Cnidaria; Anthozoa; Malacalcyonacea; Nephtheidae. Gene Ontology annotation, cellular component: nucleus. The transcript has 9 exons.